AUGACACAAGACGAGACGGGGGUGUCUACUCCCAAGGAAAAUGUUCCGUCAACGCCCCAGAUCACCGUUAGUGACGGAUUACGAUUGUUGGCCAGCGCCAAUUUCUCGUCUGACUCAAUCAACGAACAAACCGUUGAAACAAUCAAUUUCACGAACCAGACCCUCAUGAGCCCCUUACAACCCACCAACCGAAGAUACUCUAAUAACAGCACCACAUCUCCAAAGUUGAACGCACGCACGAGGAGGCCACGGCCUGUUUCUGCGUUCUUGCUUGAUUCCAGUAACUCGAUUUCCGAAGAUGGAACACCCAUCCAGUUUGAUAAUACCCCUAGAAGCAGGAACUCCAUGACGUUUGGAAACAGCAGUCCGUUUAAUUAUAAUCCAACGUUUGAACUUCCAAUGCCACCACCACCACCACCACCUCCUCCUCCUCCUCCUUCCCUUGCAAUUAGAAGUACUUCUCCUGUUCGAGCGGCUCGUGCUCCUGGCUCACCAAUAAAGAACUACUCACCGUUCAAUUUUCAACCCCAAGAAGUCAACGUGGGUGGUGCAGCAGCUGGACCUACCACUAAUGGUCAUCGUCAGACUCCCAGCACGGGGCAACUGUUGAAACCAGCCCAUCGUAAGGGUCACAAGUACAAACACUCGUCGGUGUCCAUGAACUUCUUUCAAGAACCACCACCGGUGGAAAUUCAAACAUCGGGCCAAAUCGUGGGCAUGCCUGACCAUUUCCCCGUGCCUACUUUCAAAGAGACUAUCAACUCAAUCACGCAUACGCAGAAACUACGUUUAGGCUGGGCGUGUUUCCAUAUUGGCAUCUCGGUGAUUAUUUUCCUCAUUGGGUUUCACUAUAAAUUGCCUUCAUUGUCUACAUUGGCCCACUUGGUAUUUUACGAUGCCAUCGGGUCAAGCCUAAUUGUGGUGGUGGAUAUAAUGUCUAAUUUCGACGUGUGGAAUACCAGCUCAAUAACGUAUCCGUUUGGAUUGGGUCGGGUUGAAGUGUUGGCCGGGUUUGCCUUGAGUAGUUGGUUAAUCAUGGUGGGGUUUGACUUGUUUAGUCAUUUAGUCGAGGAAGCAAUAUUCCUUUGGGUGGCUACUACCAAUGAUGGCCACGAUGAACAUGGAGCGUCACAUCAUGUCCAUGCUGAAGUGGGGGCAAGUACGAAUUGGAUGGUUUAUGAGGCUGUGUUAGCGCUAGCCAUGGUUGUUUGUUUGGUAUCUUCAAACUUGAUUCUUAGCUACGAUAGAAUUAGUGAGAUGAUGAGCAAAUCUGAACUGGUUGCGAAAUCAGACCUGACUACUAAUAAAGGGUUGUUACUGGACGAACCUGCAAUCAAGCAUAAUAAACUCAAAAAGAUACUCCAGACAUGGAGAAAGAAUCCCACCCAUCUUGUCACGAUCACAUACACUUUAUUCCUAGCGUUAUCACCAGUCAUCCCACAAAGUCUCACUUCUGAAUUAGCCGUUGACAUCAAUGAAAUAGGCACAUUCCUCGUGGCCACUUUUCUUUGCUAUAAUGGAUGGAAAUUGGUCAAGUCAUUAGGAGGAAUCUUACUUUGUUCAUUCCCAUAUUCCGACCACAAGUAUCAUUUAGUCAAGGCAAAAAUCAUGAGUGUUAUUGAACAAAGUGAUUUCUUUAGACGGGAGUACACUGUUGAUCGGUUCUUUAUCACCAAGUUUAAUUAUCGUGUGUUUGUCGUGGGGAUGAAGAUAAGCAUGAAUGGUGCUGAUGCCGACGAAGAAAUUAGAGUUCGGUUUGAAGUUAAUAGAAUAAUAACAAGGGAAUUGGAAAAGUUGGAAGGUAGCAAAGUUUCACAGGAGAUUACUAUUGAUAUUGAUAGGUUCUAG
Spathaspora passalidarum NRRL Y-27907 is the source of this 1848-nucleotide messenger RNA. Its product is annotated as Zn(2+) transporter. Lineage: Eukaryota; Fungi; Ascomycota; Pichiomycetes; Serinales; Debaryomycetaceae. The coding region runs from base 1 to 1848 and encodes 615 amino acids. The record is from RefSeq and is a predicted model, not a curated record. The transcript has a single exon.